Anguilla rostrata (American eel) is the source of this 2738-nucleotide messenger RNA. It is a transcript of the gene sema3gb, whose product is annotated as sema domain, immunoglobulin domain (Ig), short basic domain, secreted, (semaphorin) 3Gb. The record is from RefSeq and is a predicted model, not a curated record. Gene Ontology annotation, molecular function: chemorepellent activity; semaphorin receptor binding. Gene Ontology annotation, biological process: negative chemotaxis; negative regulation of axon extension involved in axon guidance; neural crest cell migration. The coding region runs from base 488 to 2452 and encodes 654 amino acids. Gene Ontology annotation, cellular component: plasma membrane. The transcript is spliced from 15 exons. Lineage: Eukaryota; Metazoa; Chordata; Actinopteri; Anguilliformes; Anguillidae.
GAGAGAGAGAGAGAGAGAGAGAGAGAGAGAGAGAGAGAGAGAGAGAGACGCAACACCUGCCAGCACUUGACUGGAGGCUUAGUGCAGUGGACAGGCUUUGUAUACUGGGAUAUGUUUCUUUUUCUCUUUCAAGAGUUUUGAGAAAGCGGGAGGCCGGAGACACGAUUAAUCAAACGCAUCAAAGACUUUCUGACACAUCACAAUAGGCUUGGCUAAGAUUGCGCACUUCGUUCCUUUCUACUAACUUUUUACAACUUCAGAAGCGAAGCGGACUUUCACAAGUGGAUUGUUUGAGGGUGAUUUAACUCGCGGAAGGGUUUCGGGUGGCUUUGUGUCGGACGGUGCGCUGAAACAGGGUUUGGUCGCCAGGCGCAAUGUAGCGACCAUUGGGGGAGACAGCAUCUACCUGCACCUUGGCAAAGCGAGCCCAUUGUAAUCUGCAGCACUGCGAAAGAAAAUAUUACCAGGUGACCGUGGCAACAUCACCAUGGUGACGGCGCCGCCCCUCCUCUUCCUCCUCCUCUUCCUGAGCUUGCACGUCUCUGGUCUCCAGGGCAACCCCCGCCCUGCUCCCAGAGUACACCUUUCUUUCAAAGAGCUGUUGGACACCAGGACAAUCCGACCCUUCAGUUUUUCCUUCAACACCAGUGAUUAUCGGAUCCUGCUGAUGGACCAGGACCAGGGCCGGCUGUACCUGGGCAGCCGGGAAUACUUGGUUGCCCUUGACAUGCAGAACAUCAACAAGGAGCCCCUGAUCGUAAGAGCCGCUCCCUCUCCCCAAGAUGGAAAUCUGUACGCAGGGGUCCAUGUAGACUUCAUGGGCACAGACUCGGCCAUCUUUCGAACCCUUGGUGACAAACCAGCCGUCAGAACUGAGCAGUAUGAUUCCAGGUGGCUCAAUGAGCCGGUGUUCGUUAAAAUCCAGCGUAUUCCCGACAGCACGGAGAGGAACGAUGACAAGCUGUACUUCUUCUUCCGGGAGAAGAGCCUAGACGCUGGGGGAGGGGCCAGCCCCACGGUGCUGGCCAGGGUGGGGCGAGUCUGCCUGAAUGACGACGGAGGUCAGCGGUCGCUGGUGAAUAAAUGGACGACCUUCCUGAAGGCCCAUUUGGUGUGCUCUGUGAUUGGUGGGGAUGACGGUGUGGAGACCUACUUCCAUGAGCUGAGAGACGUUUUUAUUCAGUCAACUCAGGAUGAGCGUAAUCCAGUCGUCUAUGCAGUCUUCUCCUCCGCUGGGUCAGUGUUUAAAGGCUCGGCUGUGUGUGUGUACUCCAUGGCCGACAUCCGCAAUGUCUUCAACGGCCCCUUCUCUCACAAGCAAGGCCAUAGCUACCAGUGGACCCCGUACACUGGCAAGAUCCCCUACCCUCGUCCAGGCACAUGUCCAGGUGGCACCUUCACCCCAGGCUUUCGUUCUACCAAGGAGUUCUCAGACCAGGCGGUGAACUUUGUGCGAGCCCAUCCCCUCAUGUACCACCCGGUGUACCCCAUACACAGGCGCCCCCUUGUGGUGCGCACGGGUGUGGACUACCGCUUCACCACUAUUGCGGUGGACCAAGUGGAAGCGGUGGAUGGGCGUUAUGAGGUCCUCUUCCUGGGGACAGAUCGCGGAACAGUCCAAAAGGUCAUAGUCCUUCCAAAGGACCCCAGCACCACAGAAGAACUCAUUCUGGAGGAGGUGGAGGUUUUUAGGAUUCCAGCUCCUGUUAAAACCAUGAAGAUAUCCUCCAAAAGGCAACAGCUGUACGUGUCAUCAGAGAGAGGCCUGACCCAGGUGUCGCUGCACAGGUGUGCCGUGUACGGGAAGGCCUGCUCUGAUUGCUGCCUGGCCCGCGACCCCUACUGCGCCUGGGACGGCGAGAACUGCGCCCCUUUCACCACCGCCACCAAAAGGCGGAGUCGAAGGCAGGAUAUUAAACAUGGGGACCCCCUGCGCCAGUGUAGAGGAUUCAAUGCCAAAGUGGAGACACGGUUGCGGGAGACGGUGCAGUUUGGAGUGGAGGGGAGCAGCACGUUUCUGGAAUGUCAGCCCCGUUCCCCCCAGGCCUCAGUCAAGUGGCUGCUGCAGAAGGAGGGACGCAGGAAAGGGUUGAAUCGGGACAGGGAGAUAGUGAAGACAGCUCAGGGCAUCUUGCUGAAGUCGCUGUCUCAGUCAGACUCUGGUCUGUACCACUGCCUGGCCACGGAGAACAAGUUUAAGCACACGAUCGCGCGUAUAUCCCUCCGCGUCCUGGACCGCGAGAUCGUGGAGGCGCUGACUGCCCCCGACGCCCCGCCUGAACACCACCACCACGCCCAUCCCCCGCCGCCCCCACCUCCGCCUCAAACUCUGCCCCCCCAGCCUGAGGUCAGGCUGAUACAGCAGUACUGCCAGUCCUACUGGGACCAAACCGACAGCCAGCAGCCCAAACGCACAAACAGGAGACACACUGACUCACACACACCUGAGUGACUCACUCACUCGGACUCACACACAACUGAGUGACUCACUCACUCUGACUCGCACACACCUGAGUGACUCAAUCACUCUGACUCACACACACCUGAGUGACUCACUCACUCGGACUCACACACACGAUUGACUCACUCACUCUGACUCACACACACCUGAGUGACUCACACACGCCACACUGACUCACACACACCUGAGUGACUCACUCACUCUGACUCACACACACCUGAGUGACUCACACAUGCCACAAUGUCUCACACACACCUGAGUGACUCACUCACUCUGA